UGCUGGGAACGAGACACACACGCCAGAGCUCUCGAACACACUGCGAUCUGAGCGCUCGCUCAGCCGGAUCAUUUUCCAAAUUCGAAUGUAACAGCAGCGGCGGGAUGCGACAUUAUCUCCGUCUGUCGGCGCUUUGAGCAACGCGCAUCACGCAGGAUGGAGAGGAAACUUUGCUGAACUUAAAGCCGUUUUUUUUAUUUGCUUUGCUUCAGAUGUGGAGAGCUGACAGCUGAACGCGUGCAAGCGGAAGUACGACGACAGACAGCCACAGGAGCCAUUAGAUCUACACAUUGGGCGACGAUUUUAGGCCAUACCCGCUGUCCUCAGUCAUGGCUGCUUACGGACAGACACAGUACAGCCCUGCGUUACAGCCGGCCGGUCCGUACACACCGUACACACAUCACACACAGGGCUACAGCAUGACGUCCUACAAUAUUAAAACAGAAGAUGGUUUGAGUCAUUCACCAGGACAGAGCAGUCUGCUGGGAUACACGUCCAACUUCAGCGGCACUCCACCUGCUCAGACGCUCUACAGUUACUCCACACACGGCGGCAACAUUUCUUCUGGAAUUUUCCAGGGUGCAAACAGCAUCACAGGCUCAACGCCAUUCAGUCCUACACAGCAGGACUUCUCAACAUAUUCUAGCUACAGCCAAAGUCAAUAUUCGCCAUACUUCAACACACACUACAACAGCCCCUACAUCACAACCAGCAAUAUCACACCCUCAGCCAUCACCACAGCGAUACCCUAUCAGCACACAGAUCAUCCCGCUGUAUCGACCAAUCACAGCCCGGAAUUACACACAGCAGAGUACCACACGCCCACGAGUCCUCUGACUCCAGGAAAGGAGCAGGAAGGCACUCCAGCGAGACGCAGCUCAGAUGGGAAGCUGAGAGGCAGGAAGAGGGCCAAUGACCCCGUCCCCCCUCUGGACUCUGACAUUGAGAGAGUGUUUAUUUGGGACCUGGAUGAGACCAUCAUUAUUUUCCACUCGCUCCUGACGGGGACAUUUUCCACACGCUUCGGCAAGGACUCUGGCAAGGCUGUGUCUCUGGGCUUGUGGAUGGAGGAGAUGAUCUUCAACUUGGCUGAUUCACGUCUGUUUUUCAACGACCUGGAGGAAUGUGACCAAGUUCAUAUCGAUGAUGUGGCCUCGGAUGACAAUGGGCAGGACUUGAGCACGUAUAACUUUGGCUCGGAUGGCUUCCAGAGCCCAGCAGGUGGAGGCACGCUCUGCCUGGGCUCAGGUGUUCACGGUGGGGUCGACUGGAUGAGGAAACUCGCCUUCCGCUACCGCCGAGUCAAAGAGAUCUACAACACCUACAAGAACAAUGUAGGAG
Molecule: messenger RNA, 1341 nt
Organism: Sinocyclocheilus anshuiensis
Lineage: Eukaryota; Metazoa; Chordata; Actinopteri; Cypriniformes; Cyprinidae
Product: eyes absent homolog 2-like
Exons: 13
Biological process (GO): positive regulation of DNA repair; cell differentiation; negative regulation of extrinsic apoptotic signaling pathway in absence of ligand
Cellular component (GO): nucleus
Molecular function (GO): protein tyrosine phosphatase activity
Source: RefSeq, a predicted model, not a curated record